UGUAGAAGGCCCAGGCAAGACGGCGCGGGGCAGCCCAAGGCCAUGGCGGGACACCCAAGAGAGAAGGUGAUUCCAGAUGAGGUCCAUCAGAACCAGAUCUUGCGGGAACUGUACCUCAAGGAGCUACGAACCCAGAAACUCUACACGCAGUAUCACGUGAAUCCCCUCCGCAAGAUUCACACAAUCACCAGGAAGCCCAUGUCUUGGCAUGAUAACCUGGAGGAACCUGCAGAUGCCAGGUUUCUGAAUCUCAUUCACCAUACUGCCCAGGGACCAAGGAAGAAGUACCCAGAGACACAGACUGAAAACCAGGAAGUUGGAUGGGACUUAGAGCCCUUGGUCAACCCAGAACGCCAUGACCGCAGGCUGAAUCACUUCAGGGUCUGCAGUGACAUCACUCUGUACAAGGCUAAAACAUGGGGCCUAGGAGAUGAUCGCCACAAGUAGCAUCCCAGCAGAGGAGCCCAUCUGUGGAUCUAAUGCCCUAAGUGUGCACAGCCCAGAGAAAUAAAAUAUUACUUUAAA
Rhinopithecus roxellana (golden snub-nosed monkey) is the source of this 525-nucleotide messenger RNA. It is a transcript of the gene CFAP144, whose product is annotated as family with sequence similarity 183 member A. The transcript has 4 exons. The record is from RefSeq and is a predicted model, not a curated record. Bases 43 to 447 code for a protein of 134 amino acids. Lineage: Eukaryota; Metazoa; Chordata; Mammalia; Primates; Cercopithecidae. Gene Ontology annotation, cellular component: ciliary base.